CUCCGCCCGCGCUUCUCGGCCUUUCUUAACUGCGGCAGAUGGGAGGGGGCCAGAAGAGCCGGGGCGAGUGCGACUGCGCAGUUCGAGAGGUGGCAGUGGGCGUUGCGGCUGCUGCGGUCUGGGCCCAGGGAAGGAUCGUGUUGGCAGCCGAGUUUUAAUUUUGUCUGCAAGGGACCCGUCCUAAAAAGAGGCGCUCUUGGCAAUCUUGUUUAUAACGUCUGCUGGGAAUCGCUCAGCCGGACAUCAUGAGCGGCUGUCGAGUGUUCAUCGGGAGGCUAAAUCCAGCGGCCAGGGAGAAAGACGUGGAAAGAUUCUUCAAGGGCUACGGACGAAUAAAAGAUAUUGAUCUCAAAAGAGGUUUUGGGUUUGUGGAAUUUGAGGAUCCAAGGGACGCAGACGAUGCUGUGUAUGAACUCGAUGGAAAAGAACUCUGUAGUGAAAGGGUUACGAUUGAACAUGCGAGGGCCCGCUCUCGGGGUGGAAGGGGCAGAGGACGAUACUCUGACCGUUUUAGUAGUCGCAGACCUCGAAAUGACAGACGAAAUGCUCCACCUGUAAGGACAGAAAAUCGGCUUAUAGUUGAAAAUUUAUCUUCAAGAGUCAGCUGGCAGGAUCUCAAAGAUUUCAUGAGACAAGCUGGGGAAGUAACCUUUGCAGAUGCACAUCGGCCUAAAUUAAAUGAAGGGGUGGUUGAGUUUGCCUCUUAUGGUGACUUAAAGAAUGCUAUUGAAAAACUUUCUGGGAAGGAAAUAAAUGGGAGAAAAAUAAAAUUAAUUGAAGGCAGCAAAAGACACAGUAGGUCAAGAAGCAGGUCCCGUUCCCGGACCAGGAGUUCCUCUAGGUCUCGUAGCCGAUCCCGUUCCCGUAGUCGCAAGUCUUACAGCCAGUCCAGGAGCAGGAGCCGGAGUCGGAGCAAGUCCCGUUCAGUUAGUAGGUCUCCUGUGCCUGAGAAGAGCCAGAAACGUGGUUCUUCGAGUAGAUCUAAGUCUCCCUCUGCGGAUCGCCAGAGAUCCCGGUCUCGGUCCAGGUCCCGGUCCAGGUCCAGGUCAAGGUCAAGGUCCAGAUCAGUUGACAGUGGCAACUAAACUGUAAAUAACUUGCCCUGGGGGCCUUUUUAAAAACAAAUUCCCAAACCAUACUUGCUAAAAAUUCUGGUAAGUAUGUGCUUUUCUGCGGGGGUGGGAUUUGGA
Echinops telfairi (small Madagascar hedgehog) is the source of this 1190-nucleotide messenger RNA. It is a transcript of the gene SRSF5, whose product is annotated as serine and arginine rich splicing factor 5. Gene Ontology annotation, cellular component: nucleus; ribonucleoprotein complex; cytoplasm. The transcript is spliced from 8 exons. The record is from RefSeq and is a predicted model, not a curated record. The coding region runs from base 246 to 1085 and encodes 279 amino acids. Gene Ontology annotation, molecular function: mRNA binding. Lineage: Eukaryota; Metazoa; Chordata; Mammalia; Afrosoricida; Tenrecidae.